AGUUUGACCCAGCUCCUGAUGGCCUCCAUGGCGGUCACCGACGCCGUCAUCGGCCUGGUCAGCAUGCCCCUCGGCAUUUACGUCAUCGCGACGAACGGGAAGUGGGGGCUCGGAGACGACCUGUGCCAAGUUUGGAUCUGGCUGGAUAAGAUUCUCUGCACGGUGUCCAUCUAUCACGUGGUCUGCUUGUCCGGGGACAGGUACACGGCCGUGUGCCACCCCCUUAGGUACAGGUUUAUGCCCAAGAGGACGGUCUACUGUCUGAUCGCAGUUUGCUGGACCGUCCCGGUAACGAUGACCGUCCUCACGGUGGUCAGCGGAUGGCACCACUCAGGAGUCGAGGUUCUGGUCGAGUGCAUCAGACAAAGUGAAUCCUGUCAAGCGGUGUACAACACGCCAUUCCUUCUCAUCAUUUCCACCACGGAUUUCUACAUCCCUUUCACGGUCAUCUUUGUGGUAUAUUUUCUGGUGCUCAGAAAGAUCCAGGUGUUGCCUGGAACUUCCGUUACCAAAAAUAUUAGGCGUCGACUUUCCACCCUCGCGCCGGCCGUGUCCCUUAGAUCAUGGAAAUGUUUUACCCGGCUCAGACAUCUUCAUCAGGAGACCGAUUCUGACAGACAACGUUCAGAAGAAACUUCAAACCACAAUACCGCUGGCCCGAAUAUCAUCAACACUGAAUCGCUCGUAAUCGAAACAAGCUCACCAAUGUCAAGCACUUAUUCACCAGUGACAGACAUUUUCUCAACACUUAUCAAAACCGACUUACCAAAUGCAGCAGACGAGAACACAUUUUCGUUAGCUUUAGAAACCACAGAAGUCUUUUCUGUGGUAGACAUGAGCCGAUUACAGCCUGGACCAGAAGAUGCUACCGACUUGUACCUACACGAUGUGGUUGCAGAGAUACACACAAACGCGCACGCAUCGUCAGAGAGCAAUGUUAAACCACAUAGGUCAAGGACUAAAGCCUACAGAACCAUUGGAAUCAUUGUGCUGGGGUUUACUGUCUGCUGGCUGCCCUUCAGUAUAUUUAAUGUGGUAGCCAUCUAUACUGGCUACUCGCUACCACUGUGGAUCAUUUUGCUCUUCACAUGGAUGGGCUACGUCAAUUCGGCCCUGAAUCCCAUUUUCUUCUGUUUUAACAAGUCUGUGAGACAAGCG
Messenger RNA from Lymnaea stagnalis (great pond snail), 1158 nucleotides. The record is from the annotation of a GenBank genome assembly. Lineage: Eukaryota; Metazoa; Mollusca; Gastropoda; Lymnaeidae.